Messenger RNA from Meloidogyne enterolobii, 6057 nucleotides. The record is from the annotation of a GenBank genome assembly. Lineage: Eukaryota; Metazoa; Nematoda; Chromadorea; Rhabditida; Meloidogynidae.
AUGAAUAAAAAGAAUGAACUCAAUGUUAUUUGGUUGGACAAGAAUUGGAUAAAAGAAAAUAAUGUUCGUGGAUUUAUUUCUGAUUGUUUUCGAGAAGAAUUCUUUGAAUCUUUGGUUUCUGGAAAAAGAAUUCAAUUAAAAGAUAUCAAAAGGCAUUCAUUAGCAGCCUGUUUUCCAAGAUUUUUACGGACUUCUUAUGAUCAAUUAAAUUCGUUAGCUUCUGCAAAAACGGUUCCCUUAUGUGAGGCAAUGAGUUUAUUAUAUGAAAAAGGAGUGCCGAUUCAAAAAGCUAUUUGGUUUUUGAAAAUGAAUCAAGUUGCUCAUCCAAUUUUGGUAACUGCUAGCAAACAGAAGAAAGGUGGAAAUACAUUACCUAGUGAUGAUUAUUCUAGUGAUCAACGUCAAUUUUUUAUUCGUUAUUUGCGUUGCCUACUUCGUGAAUUUGACAAAGCAAUACCUGGCCAACUUGAACAGAAUCCUUAUUAUCAACGUUGGCCUUAUUAUGCAGCUUUAAUUAAACAUUCAUUUGAGGAUGGAAUGCUAGAUCGUCAUGAAUUUGUAUUAGAUAUGUGUGAAUUGCUUGCAGAAUUUUCUAAUUUUUCUUUAGAUCAACCUCAGACAUUUCGCAUUUUAAUUAUAUUAAUGACCCAAUUUACUGAUAUUGUUGUACAAAAUGUAUUUAUAGCCCGUCGAGUGGCAAGUAUUCUUUGCUCACGAUUAAUGCAGUACAGAAAAGAUUAUGAAAAAAUGAGAAGUCAAAAUCUAUCGCCCAUUGCCCCUGAAACUUGCUUUGAUGAUUUAUCCAAUUGUCAACAUCACAGGCCUACUUUACUUGUAAUUUUUGGCUUUCUUCAUGCUAUUAUUCUCGACUGUCCUUCUGCUUUAAUUUGGACACCAUUCGAGCCUCAAGAAUUAUUGGAAGGAAGUCUUAAAAGUUCUAAACUUUCUCGUGCAGUUGAAAAAGAAAAUGCUUUGCAAAGUGUUGUUUGGGUAAUUAUUUUUUUAUUUUUAGUUCAAAUUUUAAUAUUUUUUCAGCUUUGUGGUUCUCCACUCGAUUAUCUCCCUUGUAAAAUUGAAGUCACUUGUCAACACUUUUCUGGAUCAUUCAAAGAUAAAAUAUUGGAUUUGCUGAAUAAAAAAGUAGAUGAAAUUAAAAUGAGGAGUUUAGCUGUGGAAGACCGUUGGGCUUUUAUUAGCCCUUCAAAUUCACAAUUUGGAAUAGAUGUCAUAAUCGAGGAAUGUUUAAAUAUUAUAUCAUUUUUGGAUACGAUUUCGUUGGAUAAACCUAAUGCUCUUCAUAUACUUUAUGAUAAUAUUUUUCCUAAAGAUGAGGAUUUAAAUGAGUCCGUUGGAGUCAAUAUUCGUGUAAGAAUUCUUGUUCUGUGGGCUGUUACUGCUGAAAGAUCAGGAACUUAUCGUUCCUUACUUGUCACAAAAUUACUUUUGCUUAUUUCCAAAUCUGAAAAUAAAGUUGGUUCACUCAAAUCAAUUCAUUCAUUAUUGGUUGAUUGUUUAAAUCGAGAUUGGGCAUGUAAUGAACGAAAUAAAAACAAAACUGAAGAAGGAAAUGAUGGGCGUUGGAAUGUGGAAUUUGGAAAUUUAAUGUUGUUAUUUUACGAAUUACAACGUGUUGGGAUUUUCGAUCACGAUAGAUAUGUUCGUGCUUUAAUGAGAAAUGGGACAUUGGGCCAAUCGCCGUUAUACCAACGUCUGAAGGCGAACGAAACUUCCGAAAAUCAACCUGAACGUGUUGAACAACAAAAUUCUUCAAAACGGCAAUCUGUCGAUUUGGUUCCUGUUAAGCAGGAACCACAAAUGAUUAUUUCAUUUAUUCCAACAACUCCAUCUGUGUCAACAACUGUCAAUACUAAUCCAUUUAGUGGUUCUACCCCUCAACAGAAUCAACAAAAAUCUGAUGAAUUUGCGAAACUUCAACAAGAAUACGAACCUGAUGUUCAUCCUCAUUUGGAUAUAAAAUCAAAAUUAAGUUUUCAUGAACGUUUCCUUCUUCAUUUACCUGUCGAACAAUUAGAAUCAAAUAGAGAUGCUUGUAAUCAGAGAGCAAUUGUUUUAUAUGGAAUUUCUGAUCAAAGGGAUCAAGUUAGACAAGAUUUACGGAAAAUUGCUAGAGAAAUAUGUAAAUUAUGGAAGCGUUUAAGCGUUGAAUUUGUCCAAACCUCUCCAGAUUCCCCAACUAGAGAACUUCGUUAUAAAAGGAAAUGUACCAACGAACAAAUUUCUGAACAAAUGGAUAAAUUUAAAUCCCAAACAUAUUUUGAUCAAUUAAUAAUUUGUGGGUGGUGUACAGAAAAUUUUGUUGAUUCUAUUGAAGAAUUUCUACGUCAACUGACUGAACAACAAACGGUUUUAUCUCCGUUUCCAACUUCUGAAUGUUUGGAUCUUCUUUGUGAAAUGAUUAUGAUUUGUAAAAAUCCACAUAGUUUAUUGAGUCUUUCUGCCGAACUUUUACCUUUUCUUAUUCAAAUUGAACAAGAAUUUCAGCGAUCUAAUCAAAAAAUUAUUAUCGAUACAAUUCCAAAUUCUCUUACUUGUCAGCUUGCUUAUGUAAUUGUUGUUCGUUUGGCUGAACAUUUUUAUUACUUUCUAUACUCUCCGGAAGCUUGUUCAAUUUACAAUAGUUUAUUUAAAUUAAUCCAAAAUGAUUUGGAUUUAUUACGUCAAAAUUUCCCCAUUACUUGUUGGUCUAGAACUAUAGCAAUAUUUUUAUUACAUACAAGAAAUAAAUUAAUUGGAGUUGGAGAAGAAGAAGGAAAAAUAACAAAAAUAAAUUUACUUGGAAAAUAUGAAGAUUUGACUGCACUUUUUCCUUCGGCUGGUUCUGGUUCUUUAGCAAAAAAUUUAAAAUAUGAUCAACAAUUAAUGGUUGAGCAACUUAAUUUAUCUUCUUCAAAUAAUUUUCGAUUCUUAUCAUAUGUGGAUUUAAAAAUGCGUCUCCAAACAAUGCAAAAUGAACAUGCAAAAUAUAGUUUUGUUGUUAACGCCUUUCGCGCUGCUAAUUCUUACGGACGAGAUUAUGAACGUUUGGUUGAAUUAGCAAAUUUUUGUGGGCAUGUAUCAACUCAAUUAGGGCUUGAAACUGAAUGGUGUAGUGCUAUUCAAGAACUUUGUUGUUCAAAUGUGUCAAAUAAUAGUAAUUGGAAUGAAAUGCUUUUUGAGAUUAAUGUAAAUGACUUUUCCACUCAUUAUUCAUUAGCAACUUUUGUUCUUCUAUUAGCCUCUAAAUAUGUUUUUUCACCUCACGCUCUUAUAUGCAGGCUUAUUGCUAAUGUAUUCUAUUCUAUUAUAAGAGAAGAAGGGGGAUUUGCUAAUGAUGAUUUGGAUAAUGGAUUUUGUUUGGCUUUGUGUAUUUGUUCUGUUCUUUUUUGUGGAGAUGAUAUGCCUUUUAUUUGCAAUGAUCUUGGACAACGUGUUAUUACUUCAUCUACACUUCGAAGAGAUUGUAAUCAAGUGGCGUUAAAAAUUGCUCAUAUUACUGAAUUAAAUUUUGUUUUGUUCCCCCUACUUUCUGUUGUAAUGCAAUUAGUGGAUGAACUAAAAAGAAAAGUUGAAGCCAGCAGAAAAGAUGCGACAAAUCAUCGAAAGUUUUCUAAACAACUAGCAAUUGCCCGUUGUGCACUUUUAAGUAUUUGUGAUCAAGAUUGGGUAAUAGAGAGAAUGCAUGCUAUUUGCUCUUCUGAUAAAGAUAUGGAUAAUUUUAUUAAUUGUCCUCGACUUAAAAAUCAUUCUGUUGGUCAACAGCUUUUAAGGGUUGCUCUUAGAAGGAAAAGUGAAAGAGAUAUAAAGCAAGAAUUAAUGGAAUGUACAGACAAAACAAUUUACGAAAAAUUACUUUCUGCACUUUCUAUAUGGAAUAUGAGAGCUACUUAUUUUGAUUUUAAAUUAAUAAUUAAUGAAACUUUCCCGGAAAGUCAAAUGUCCAAAUUAGGCAAUGGAAAUCAACAAUUAGCUAAUCAUUAUCAAAUGACAAUGUUUUUGUUUAACAAUAUAGCUACUGCUAUUCAUCAACUUUUUGUUUCAAGAUUGAUUUUAAAGGAUAAUAAACAAAAUGAGGAAAAGAUGGAUAUAGACGACUUUCGCCCCUCAGGAAUUAAUUGUUUUUGGCAAAUAGCUUCUUUAGUCACUGCUAUGCCAAGCCCACCACCUCCAACAGGGAUGAGCUCACAAAAUCCCCAUUGGUGUCCAUGGAUUGGUUCAGCAAUGAAAGCAUACAUUUUAAAAGUGGUGGCAGAAAAUUUGAAAACUUUGCCUGAAAAGGAUUCAAAAAAUAAACAAUCAGAAAAUAUUGAACAAUUAAAAUAUGAACAAUUACUUGCUUAUCAACCUUUCCUUAAUUUGGUAAUGGCUUGUACAGAAGGAGAGGAUGUUAAACAAUUAGUUGAUACUCUUUUGGAUUAUUUGGAUGAUGUUGUUGCUCGAGUUAGAAAAAAUCCAAUAAUCCCACACCAAAGUUUCUUUCUCUCUGAACGUGAUGGAAUCAUUUUACGCCUAAAUUUAAUCGUUGGACUUUUUGAUACUUUAACAACAAAUAGCAAUGCAGAAUUUUGGGCGUCUGCAAUUUUCCAACUUCUUUAUUUUGAAAUAUUAACGUGUGAACGUGAUACUUUAUAUUUUAAUACUUGUAUGGAUAUGCUUUUAAUGCUUGUACAUAAAAUGUAUCCACAUAAAACAUAUAGCACUUUUGUUAGCAAAUUUAAGAAUUUUCGUAUUCCCGAUGAGCUUUACUCUUUACAACAACUUUUACCUGUACCGAAGUCUCAAGCAGAAUUAACAGCUUGGGAUAGUUUUUCCAAUUCAAUUCCACAUAAUAAACUUAUUGCACAAGGAACAGCAACAACAACUAAAGGAAGUACAAAUACAUCCCAACCUAGUCAACAACAAACACAGCCAAAUCUUCCUGUUGCAAAGCCUCAAUUCCAAGGAAUUGUGAUUGAUAAACAACAAGUUCCCAUUCAUAAAAAGAUUUUGCGAAUGCUUAAACACGAGCAUUGGAUGCAACGACAAAUUGGUCCAAAUGGAGAACAAAUUAUUUCCUUCAUUCCUCGUCCUGGAAUUGUUGGAGAAGAAAGAAUGGGUGCUGAUCCAUUUUUGGCACCCCCAGAAAUGGAACAAGUUUAUAUUUGUAAACCUCCAAAUGAGCGACAAGAGGAACAACAACAACAACAAUCUUAUCAACAAAAUAUAAUGGCAGUCCAACAACCACAACAGCCCCCGCAACAACAAAGAAUAAUUCCAACACAGCAACAGCCACCAACAACUGAACAACAAUUUAAAAUGGAAUCUGAUCAACAACAACAACAAUUACAACAGAUGCGUUUGGCAUCAUAUCAGAAUCAGCAACAACAACAAAUAAAAAUGGAACAAAGAAUGAUUGCCCAACAACAGAAUGUGCAAAUACAUCCUGGAAUGAUGCAACCAACUCCAUCUCAACAACACCAAUUCCAUCAACACCAAAAGCAACAACAACAACAAAUGUUUCAACACCAACAUAUGAUGUCAAUGACGGGUUCAAUUCCACCUGGUGCAAUAAUGGGAGAGCCUGGUCCUUCUGGCCUUCAACAAAACCCAUUCCCUCCACAACAACCUAUUUUAAAUUUACUACAACAAUCACAAGGUGUUCGUAGUUCUGGUUCAAAUACUCCAACAAACGUGACAGAUUCCCCUAGAACAGGAGGCGGAAGGGGUAGACGUAAAAUGGUUGGAACAAAUCCGUCAGGCGUCGGAAGAGGCCAAAAGAAAAAGAAAGAAAAACAACAAAUGGCCAAUCAAAUGAUGGGGGGUAUGGGAAUGGAUAUGUUUGCAGCAACUGGUGGAGCUGGUCCAUCGCCAGGAAUGGUUACACAAAGAGGAGGUAUGGGUCAACCUACACAAAUGAGUAUGUCUACACAUGCAGCAAUAAUGGCUCAACAACAACAACAAAUUCAUUGGCAACAACAAAUGCAACAAAGACAGCAACAACAAAUGCAACCACCACCACAACAAGGAAAUAUUGGCCAGCCUCAAAUGUUAGGAUUUUUGCCUAUAUUUAAAAAUCAAUAG